Molecule: messenger RNA, 956 nt
Organism: Acanthaster planci (crown-of-thorns starfish)
Lineage: Eukaryota; Metazoa; Echinodermata; Asteroidea; Valvatida; Acanthasteridae
Gene: tmem231
Product: transmembrane protein 231
Biological process (GO): cilium assembly; regulation of protein localization
Cellular component (GO): ciliary transition zone; ciliary membrane
Source: RefSeq, a predicted model, not a curated record
UUUGCUAGAAUGAAAAAUGGCGGUUCUUGAAAUUUAUUCUCAUCCAGUUGAUCAGCGAUAUAAAGCUAGUUUGUGCUCGAGUGCAACAUUUUUUGUGAUUGCAGCAUUCUUGUUUACACUGUUUGCACCGUUCAUAAUAGUUUUCUGGAGUGAAGGGUUAUGGCUCAAGACAGCUUUCUACCGGGAGCAGCCCACGGUUCAGUUCAAACACCAGAUGCUCCUCCUUGUCGACACGCAAGAUGAAGCGUCGUACCUCGCCUGGAGCACCUACCAGAACUUCAACCAGUUGCAGCAACAACACCUUAGGAUUCCCCUUGUCAAGACAAGAGAAGAAGAUAACAACCGUGAUGGCAAGUACGACAUGCUGCAUUUCUCUGUAUCAGUACCCGUCCUGGCAACGGAAAGCGUCUUUGGCGUCAAACUCAUUCUGCUCUUUGACUACAGGUUAUACAGGUUUUCCUCCUUGAGGAUGGAGACUAUGGCUUAUAUUGAGCACACGUCACCACUGAGUGGUUCAGAGUUCAUUGCAGACGGUGAGCUGAGGUUACGCCUAAAGAUGCCUCUCUCUCACAAGGCAUUAGACACGAGAUACGAUACUGCCGUCAUCAAUGGGGACAGUGUCUUCAGUUCAGAUUACCAGCUGUCAAAAAUAUUCAGUGAUUACAUUUCAAGAAAUGUGAGCACAUAUUUUGAAUGUCGCUACCCUGUCUGGCAGAGAGGCCCAAGUUCCUCUGAAACAUUCCUGAUCAGAGGGACUGUGCGCUACCCAGAGGAACUCUUAGUGUAUGUCCCCGGAUUUUUCCAAGUGAUGGUGUGGGCCUGGGUGCAGUAUCUCUCCUCCUCCUCAUUUUCAUCUACCUCAUGACCAGAGUCAAGACGUUCGUCUUUCAGAAUCAGCUCAUCCGAACUCUGGUGGAGCGGCCCUUUGUCCCUAAGGACAAGAGGCUUUGAAAAGC